Molecule: messenger RNA, 903 nt
Organism: Aphanomyces astaci
Lineage: Eukaryota; Oomycota; Saprolegniomycetes; Saprolegniales; Verrucalvaceae
Exons: 3
Coding region: 44-844 (266 amino acids)
Biological process (GO): uroporphyrinogen III biosynthetic process
Molecular function (GO): uroporphyrinogen-III synthase activity
Source: RefSeq, a predicted model, not a curated record
UGGUAGUAUUACUAUUCAUAUCAGAAGUGUACUUUCAAAUUCCAUGACAUCACACGCGUCGCCGACGUCCCUCGCGAUGGUGCUGCUCUUAAAGUCUGAAGAUGCCAAGUACGCUGAGCCCUUUCGAAGCCACGGAUAUAACAUCGUGUUUUCGGACGUCCUCGCAUUCUUCAAUGAAAACGUCGACGCCCUGCACAAGAUUCUCCGCACCCUGGAUCAAUACGUCGGACUAAUCAUCACCAGUCCCCGUGCAGCCUCCGCCAUAGUGUCGGUAGUUCGCUCGGUUGCUCGUGAAGAAGCACAAGAGCUUCUUGCGUCGUUGCAGCGUGUGUCCAUCUAUUCGGUUGGGGCAACCACGUCCAAACCGUUGCGAGAGCUUGGUCUGUCCUGCCUGGGUGAGGACUCUGGCUCCGCCGAGGUCUUGUCCACAUUCAUUGCCGACACCGGCAAUGUCAAUGGUCCAAUGGUGUUCUUCUGUGGCGACAAGCGCAUGCAGGCACUGCCGACGAGCUUCGAUGGGCGAUCCCAACGACUCGACGAACUCGUAGUGUAUUCGUCGCGCCAAGUCGAAGAAAUUGUAUGGCUAAAGACCAACAUUCCGCAAUGGGUCGUAUUUUUUAGUCCAAGCGGCGUCGAUGCUGCGCAGCGCAUGACAAACGUGCCGUGGGAUACGAUCAAGAAAGCGGCGUUAGGCAAGUCCAGUGCGGCGGCCUUGGAGAAGGCGGCCCUGCUGCGUCACGACAAGUCGUGGGAAGCCAAGGCCGUGGCGGCAAAGCCGACGCCAGAGGAAUUGGUCGCGGCGAUUGUAGCGCACGAUAAGCUGGCAACAACAAGCUCGGAUUAAUACGAAGUUAUAGGUCUAUUCGACGCCAUAGCGCGCCUUCAAUUGGGACAAUUCCUGUU